UUGCACGCGUUUCAUGCUUUAAAUGGUUCAUCCAAUUCGCAACUGAAGCAGUCGCGCUUAUGAACACGAAUCAAUUACUGGACCCGACAAAGGCCUUCACAUCAAUCGGGGGAACAAACGUGACCAAGAUGGGAACUCCUCGGAGUUUUCGCUUCUACUACGACCUUAUAUCCCAACCAUGCCGUGCCCUGUUCAUCUUCCUAGAACAAAACGGUAUUCCGCAUCAAAAGUGUCCCGUUGCAUUACGGAAGUGGGAACAUACCACAUCUGAAUUUCUGACGAACGUGAACCGCUUUGGAAAGGUUCCCGCCAUCGUGGAUAGCGAUAAUUUCAAGCUAGCGGAGAGUAUUGCUAUCUUGCGCUAUCUCGCCCGUGAACAUUCGAUUGCGGAUCAUUGGUAUCCGAGGGACAGCCGGGCGAGAGCUAGGGUGGACGAGUACUUGGAGUGGCAACAUUCCAACACCAGAGCGCAUUGCGCUGGUUACGUGCGAUACGUUUGGCGCGGACCGCUGCGUGGGGAGCCCAUGGAGCGUCCGGUUGCGGAAAAACUCCACAUGCAGAUGGUGGACUGUUUGGAUUUCAUAGAGAUGAAUUUGCUGAACCAGGACAUGCAAUUCAUUGCAGGAGAUGAUAUCUCGAUUGCCGAUCUGGUAGCGGCGUGUGAAAUCGAACAGCCUAAGUUAACCGGUUACGACGCCCGUGUGGGAAGACCUAGACUGUCUGCUUGGAUCCAGCGUGUGAAGGACUACACACACCCUAACUACGGUAAAGCACACGCAGUUUUGAACAAAUUUGCGCCAACCGUCACAUGAGAAGGAUUAUGUUAAGUUCCGUUUCGAAUGAGCGUUAGAUCUAUAUUUUAAGUAGUAUGAUUAUUAUUAUUUCAGUGCUUUAAAAGUUAAGUAUGUAGUCAUGUAGGAAAUAGGAAAAUAUACUUCUAACAAAAAUUGAUCCACGUGAUGAUCAGCAAUUCGUUGUUCGAUGUGGUUGAGGAUAUCCGCAACAGUCGCCUACAUUUAGCCUGUAUACAAUACAAAUGAGUUCAUUCAUUUGACAUUAUUCAAAAAAUAUUUUUCAAAAAAGUCACAGAAGGGUUGUGUCCGAGACACGACCGCAUGGUUGACGUAGUAUUCCGUUAGGCUAUCUGUUUAUUUUGGAUAUGUUUGGAUAUGGAUGAAAAAUUACAUCGUUAAACUCUUUGAUAAUGAUUUUGUGCCUCUGAAAAGAACCGUUUUUUUUUAGUUGUUGGGUAUUGUUUGUUCACUCCACCAGUGUUUACCGAGUGAUGAUGAUAGAAGGAUGGUAAACAGUCGGCAAGAUAUGAUGAAAACCGGCUUCUGUGAUCCUAGACGAGUUGCCACCUGUGUUAUGUUUGGAUGAAAUAAAGAAAAAAAAACUCACCAAUGUAAUAUAAGAUGAUUACCAAUACCGAACACAAUUAUGAAUUUUUCUCAUUAGUAAAAACAUGUUACUUUAAUAUAGAGAAAACAUAUUUCAAAUGGAAAAUCUAAUUUUCUUUUAUAAUUUUUACUUUCUGAAUAUUUAUUCAACCCGAUGCAUUUUAUUUGAACUAACAACAACUAAUACUAUAUGUAGAGCAUAUGGAAAAUCACUUUUUCUAAUAUUUUUUCACUUUUCUAAUUUUUCUCAUCAUAUAAAAUUUCCUUGGGUGAAAAUGAACACAACAAAACAGACAGCUUAAACCAAAUGACCC
This is a messenger RNA of Toxorhynchites rutilus septentrionalis, 1714 nucleotides long. RefSeq names its product glutathione S-transferase theta-1-like. Gene Ontology annotation, cellular component: cytoplasm. Gene Ontology annotation, biological process: glutathione metabolic process. Gene Ontology annotation, molecular function: glutathione transferase activity. The record is from RefSeq and is a predicted model, not a curated record. The coding region runs from base 60 to 812 and encodes 250 amino acids. The transcript has 3 exons. Lineage: Eukaryota; Metazoa; Arthropoda; Insecta; Diptera; Culicidae.